CUCCAAACUGGUACAACAGAAAGGCUUCAGACCUGUCACAACUGUCAAAUACAUCCAAUUGCGGCAGUAUUGAUUAUUUCCAUGCAAGGGUAACUUGCAAUUUGGAUUUGUCUGCGAAUAGAAGGACGGUUUUGACGCGCAAUUGAGCGGACGACGAGAUUGGUGACCCCGCGCUCGAUCGAGGUAUGACAUACGACGAGUGGGAUUCUUGAGCACCGCUUCACUGUCCAGUACUACGGUUCUGCUAAAUACCUCCCGAGGUCACAUCUCUGGCCGUUGAGAUUUAUGGGUAGAGGAGCCCCGUGGCAUACGAACGCAAUGUCUGGAACCCUCCAGCCUGGCGACUCGCAGAAGCGUCCCCACGAUUCAGAGGAAGAAGAACCCAAGAGCAAGCGCCUAUGCAACCCACCACCUGCACCAAACCUCGUCGGCCCCCAACCAAUCGUCACCGUCAAAGUCCGCGCCGAUCCCCACCACUCCGCAAAAUGGCACACCUUCCAAGUCCACAAGAACUACCUCUGCCACUACUCACCCUACUUCCGCGCCGCCCUCACAGGACCCUUCAUCGAAAGCUCCGACCAAUCCAUCCAGCUCGAAGACACCUCCCUCUCCAUCUUCGGUAUCUUCGUCAACUGGCUCUACACCCAAACGCUCAUCAACAAAUCCAGCGAGCAGCCCCUCUCCAGCCACCUCUUCAAACUCUGGAUCCUCGCCGACAAAAUGCUGAUCCCGCGCCUGCAGAACGAUAUUUUGAGUAUGCUGGAGGAGGCGAGGAAGAGUAAAGGGUUGCCAUCGGCGGUGUUUGCGUAUGUGUAUGAGAAUACCGCUGAGGGGAGUGUGCUGCGGAGGUAUAUUGUCGAGAUGUGUAUGGCGAAGACGGAGGCGAUGAAGAACCCGGAUGAUUAUCCGAGGGAGUUGUUGCUGGAGAUUGUGGUGGAGGGGAGGAGGAGGGAGAGGGAGGUGCUGGUGAGGAGGGAGAGAGGGCAGUGGAGGCCGGAUUUGGAGGACUUUUGGGUGGAUGAGAGGGAGAUGGGGGGGUUGGAGUAUAGGAGGGGGCUGUUGGCUAAUGUUGAGCAGGAUGGGAGUCAGUGAAGAGUUUGGGGAUUCUGACCGGACAAUUCAUCGACUAGCGGCUUGGUUCGACAGCAUAUACAGCUCGUGUGGCUCAAGAUCAGAUGGCAGUCAAUGAUGAUUGCGGUUGUCUGCGUUCUGUUGGUUUCUUUGAGGCUUCCGAGCCAUCAAUCUCGCUACAAUUCCGACCUUUGCUGCUUAUUUCACUCUUGGCAACGAUCAUGCGUCGUUAUCCACAUCGGAACUACUCAAUCGGUUCUGGCGGCGAGCAGUUACCUCGAAGCUACAACCUGCUGAGGUAUUGCUGCCUGGUAUGAAUCCUGAAACGGUGGAACAUGACUUGACAGUGGUGGAAGGGAAUUGUGAGAUUGGAAUCGAGAGAGAGUUCACAUGCUGUUAUAGCUAUCAUUUUCAGGAGAAGGGGAAUGCAUUGCUUGAUGCUCUCAAUUAUGAGCUGUGUGAACGAAGCUGGGGUAAAAGCACUGGGGAAUCAUCCUGGCUGUAGCAGUCCACCUUGGGAGUUGUUGAAAUACCAAUAUCACAACAACUCCGUCUCCCAGGGCACGAAUUGCAAUCCAAGGAACUUUCGCUGAAGUCGUAGAUGUCUAAAUCAGUGUCUUGAGGUAGUAGGGGUAUUGAAUCAAGAGAGAAAGAGCUUGGCUUCUCCCUUGGCCAGUAGAAGAGAGACCUGCACGUGAUGAAUGCAUGCAUGUAUUUCUUUGACGCCAUAGACCGAAAUUAUUACUUUUGAA
Messenger RNA from Cadophora gregata, 1823 nucleotides. RefSeq lists its product as uncharacterized. The transcript is spliced from 3 exons. Gene Ontology annotation, molecular function: protein binding. Bases 286 to 1092 code for a protein of 268 amino acids. NCBI's taxonomy places the organism in Eukaryota, Fungi, Ascomycota, Leotiomycetes, Helotiales, Ploettnerulaceae. The record is from RefSeq and is a predicted model, not a curated record.